Messenger RNA from Brachypodium distachyon (stiff brome), 1376 nucleotides. RefSeq names its product peroxisome biogenesis protein 22. Lineage: Eukaryota; Viridiplantae; Streptophyta; Magnoliopsida; Poales; Poaceae. The transcript is spliced from 8 exons. Bases 196 to 966 code for a protein of 256 amino acids. The record is from RefSeq and is a predicted model, not a curated record. Gene Ontology annotation, biological process: peroxisome organization.
UAAGCACAGGUCCAGUUCCCAGAGUCUCUUUUCGUGCCUCGCUGGCCCCCGGUCUCCUCACACACACUCCUCCUCCGCCAUCCCCUAGCUCUCACCCUUCCUUCUCCUACCAAUCCGGCGAUCUCCCCCUCCGCCUGAUAGGCCGGCCGCCUCUCCUGCUCCCAGCCCCAAAGCCACCCGAUCGCCGCCCCCGCAAUGCCGGGCCUCGCCGCCGCCGCCGAGCAGGACGCCUUCUCGCUGGUGCGCCGCGUCGCCCGCGCCCUCAACCGCCGGAUCUCCGACCUCGUCGCGCUCCUCUUCCGCCACAAGAGCGCGGGAUCCUUCGGCGCCGUCGCGGGCUUCGCCAUCGCCGUCGUGUUCGCGUGGAAGUUCCUGCGCUCCUCGCCGCCGCGGCCUCCCCGCCGGCCCGCCGCUCCGAAGCGACCGGCGCCCAGUUCUGCCGCUGCGCCCGCGGCCGCCGACGCGGCCGAGCCCGUGGGCGACUCGGGGAAGCUCACGACGCGGCAGAUCGUGUCGAGGCGACUUAGCGGGUGCAGGAAGGUUACUUGCCAACUACUUGGUGUGGUUUUUGAGGAGAACACUCCUGAGGAGCUUCAGAAACAUGCCACCGUUAGGCCCUCAGUGGUGGACCUCUUACUGGAAAUAUCCAAAUGUUGUGAUUUUUAUCUGAUGGAAACUGUACUUGAUGAUAAGAGCGAGGAGAAUGCUCUUAUGGCCCUGGAGAGUGCCGGACUUUUCAGGACUGGUGGCUUGAUGAAAGAAAAGGUACUCUUCUGCAGCAGUGAAGUUGGCCGAACUUCAUUCGUUCGACAGUUGGAGGCUGAUUUCCACAUUGAUACAAGCCUCGAUAUAAUUUCCCAACUAUCCCGAUUUAUCCGGUGCCAGCUAUUUGUCUCCUCCAUGGAAGGAGGACAGCUCGCGGCCAAUGUAUUUAAUUCUCCAAACCUUGAGCGGUUCUUCUCUUGAAAGCAUGAAGCACAAACAGAGGGGGUUCACACCCAAAAUGUGUGCAUUCUAGUAGCAAUGGAUCCUUUCAAGCUUCCGAGGUGUCGUGGAAUUCCUUGGCACCAGCUGUGGCAGCUUGAACUCUCAGAUAUACAGCCAAGCUGGCACCCAGAUUUGCCGAUCGUGUUGAGGCAUCAUCUGGCGUCGGUUUCGAUUGGUUCGCUUAGCAGGGCUAUAGGAUAAGUUAAAAUGCCUGAAGUUUAUGGCUAUGCACCGAUGUUGUAAAUUGAAUAGCACAGAUCUCCGCUGUAGUCGAAUUAACUUGUGUAUGUAAUUGCAGAUGAUGUUUUUCAUUUACUUGUGACUCGAUGGAAACAAACUGUCUUACCGUACCGAGGAAAUUGUACCAUGCUGCCCAAUGGUUCUGACGA